Entrophospora sp. SA101 is the source of this 846-nucleotide messenger RNA. Lineage: Eukaryota; Fungi; Glomeromycota; Glomeromycetes; Entrophosporales; Entrophosporaceae. The record is from the annotation of a GenBank genome assembly.
AUGCCAUUAUUUAUUCAUACAUAUAUUCAAGAAGGUGUUGACCAACAGCAAGAAGGAGUUGACCAACAGCAAGAAGGAGUUGACCAACAGCAAGAAGGUGAUGACCAACAGCAACAAGAAGGUGACCAGGAAGUGGAAGAUCAAACAGAAGAUCAAGCUGCUCAAGAUAUACAAGAUUCAUAUUAUGAUCCCAAUCAAGGUGGUGAUCAUUAUGGACAAACUGAUUAUAGUGGUGGAGAUGAUGUAUCACAACAGUAUUAUGAUGAUUCUUCACAAUAUCAACAAGAAGAUCAAUUCGCACAACAAGAUAAUAAUGAUUAUUAUCAACAACCACAAAAUGAUUAUUAUUAUCAACAGCAAACACAGGAUGAUUAUAAUCAACCACAAGACCCAUAUCAGCCACAAGAUAACUCAUAUCAACAGCCACAAGAUAACUCGUAUCAGCAAUCACAAGAUAUUUACGGAUCGCAGGAUAUGUAUAAUCAAGAUGAUUCAUCAUAUCAACCACAAGAUGAUUCGUAUCAACAACCACAAGAUAUUUACGGUUCGCAGGAUAUGUAUAAUCAAGAUGAUUCGUCAUACCAACCACAAGAUGACUCGUAUCAACAAUCACAAGAUAUUUACGGGUCGCAGGAUAUGUAUCAACCAGAGGAUAAUUCAUAUCAAGAACAGCCUUUUGAAUAUAAUCAGCAAGAGAAUCCUGAUCAGUCAGGAUUUUUCCCAGAUCUAAAAGACAAUCCUGUUUCUGGAUUCUUCCCAAAUACAAAUAACAAUGAAUCUAGUUCUGUUGGCGGUAUUUUAAAUCAAGUUAAAAAUCCUGUAUCGAAAAUGAAAUUUUUUAAAUAA